Messenger RNA from Rasamsonia emersonii CBS 393.64, 720 nucleotides. RefSeq lists its product as uncharacterized. Lineage: Eukaryota; Fungi; Ascomycota; Eurotiomycetes; Eurotiales; Trichocomaceae. The transcript has 4 exons. The coding region runs from base 1 to 720 and encodes 239 amino acids. The record is from RefSeq and is a predicted model, not a curated record.
AUGCUGAAGACAAAGGUGGAUAGACUUGCUCAUGCCAAAGCAAAUGGCUAUAAGAGAGGGGCACAUCGAGAGAAGGACAAUGUAAGAGCGGAAAACAAAUAUUCAGAGGACUCAAUCCAACCUCAGAACAGGGUUUUGGAAGAUUAUAAGAUGAAGACCCUCAUUAAGGAGGAUAUUAUUGAGAACAAGAAACGCGCCAAGCACAUGUUUACACAUUGUGAUUUAACCAAUAUCAUUGUUUCCAUGUGGACUGACGAUGACCUGGUCUUUAUUCAUGAGCGACACAGGAUUCAAAUGACCUUUGCUAUCCUAAUAUACUGCUACUCCAGAGCAAGAAUUGGGGCCUUUAUUCCUGAUACAUCAAAAGCAGAUGAUUGGGGACUCCAAUAUGAGGACAUUGAAUUAUACCUAUAUCAUAGGCCUGAUGGAGAAAAGGAAAUUUUCUUCUGUCUUAGUCAAAAAUGGGUCAAAAACAAUCAUGACCCCAAAAAUACAGUUUUACAGUGCAGUCUUGCAAAUAAAAUUGACAGUAUGGAUAUGCAAACUUCGCAUAUGGCCAUAUGCGAGACUGAGACUGAACCCUAUUCAGAGAUUGCCACUGAAGCCAAAAGAGGCCAGCUGCUGAACCAAACUGAUCCUCAUAUCUAUGGGUGCAGCUAUAUUGCAAACACUUUAGCUCUGAGUAGUAUGGACGCCUUUCUUGAAGAACAGAUGCAUUAG